CUUCAAAACAGCAGAGAACAACAUCAAUGAUGCAAAAUGUUCCGGCGUCGAAACAAACCUGCAGUCCAAGAAACUAUUGCCGAAACGACAAAUCAUGAAGGAAGACUCAUUCGCAAAGCAGAUCCCCUAGCCGUCCUCCCUCACCUCUUCCACGAAUUAGGAAUCCAAUCCAACUUACUCGUCUCCGCUACAUACAUUCAUCCCACUAUCCAUCUUAUGCCUUCUCUCGUCUAUCACUCUCUUGCAAGUGUCAUCUCACAGCACCCAGCUCUUUCCAUCAUCGGCGUGACCCGUCCCUCGACCAAAACUCCUGGCCAUCACCGAAUCUGGGAUGCUCACCUCCCCAUUAUCCAACUCAAAGAUUGCGUCGAGUUUCUUGAUUUAGAUUUCGAUGGGGAUGGCCAACUAGCUCAAACUCUUGAAGAAACUCAUAAUUUCUGGUUUAGCACGAGUGACAAAACCAAGCCCCUAUGGAAGAUACUUGUUUUGAACGGGAAGACGGUGGUCUGGGUGUGUCACCACGGCAUUGCGGAUGGCUUGAGUGGGUAUGCUUUUCAUCGGAGCUUCUUGGAAGCUCUGAACUCUCCUCACGUCGUAGCAAAAGAGGACGAUAUCGAGAGUGUUAUAACACCGAGGAUCGACGCCGCAGCUCUUCCGUCUCCUUUAGAAGAUUUCGAGGAGAAUUUGUCCUGGUUACACGUUAUAAAGACGUUCCUCUUCUGGGUGUUACUCCGAUUCUUCGUCCCGUCACAAUACUUCCUAUUCUCAGACGCCGUCGUAUCUCCACGAUUCCCAACAGUCAGCAAUCCGUUCCCCGCAUCCGAAAAGACGAUAACGAAAGUUGCCAUCCUCCGCAUCGAUAGUGAAGUAAUGCAGAAAUGCCUGGAAGCAUGUCGACUCCAUCAAACCAGCUUCACGGCGCUGCUACACACACUCAUCCAAAUCACCCUAGCAGUCGACGAAUAUCCCAACGCAAGAUUAGGAUUUUCGAGACUGGCAGUUAGUGUCAGGAAUCUCCUAAAGAACGACAGACGAAUCGGCAAAGAUGUCAUAACGGACGCAGUCAGCGUAUACUAUGGCUUCCACUUCCUCUCCUCUUACCGGGACGCUGGCACUCUUCCCAUGAUCCACAAAUCAAAGAUCCCAUUACAAAAAGGCAAGGCAUGGAAGCUGGCGAAGAAAUAUAAAGACGACUUGAAUGCAGCGAUGUAUACGAAAAAGUCUGUAGCUCAGGAAUUCCUCAGUGCUAAGUUGUUGGGAGAGGAUAAUGAGGAUUUUGGGAAGUUCUUUGGGUUGGGGCUUUAUCAGAAUAAUUCUUUUUUGAUUUCGAAUUUGGGAGUGUUUGAGCCGAAAGGAAAUUCGGGUGGGAGUGAGGAUGGCGGGAACAGCGGAGAAAGCGCAAAUCGCGCGAAGAGCGCAGAGAGCGGGAUAGGCGGAGGCGGGUGGAAAGUGAGCGAUGUGGCGUUUUCGGCUGGGGCUAUUAGAGCAAAUCUGGGUGACUUUGGGAUAGUGUUUAAUGUUGCCAGUGUCAAAGGUGGGGACUGUGUUGUUUGUGCGUGCUGGGAGGAAGGGGUGCUGAAGGAGGAGAUGGUGAAGAGGGUUCUGAGAAGUGUUGGAGCGAAGAUAAAGUUGAUGGUAAGGUGAACGGACAUGUUUUGGGGUGGUAGUAAGCUAAACUGCUUAUUUGUCGAGGGGAGUUGCUUGAUUAUGAAGCAGAUGGAGGAUAUAAUCCGCUGACGGUCAUCAUGUGAGCCAAGGUUGCAGACUUUUGAAAGUUUGUUUGCAGGUCUCAACUUUUGAGCUUGUCGAUAUCAUCAAGUUGGAGGAUCGAGCAGAAAGCGGUCACUAAUGCAAACAAAUUAAGGGAUUCUAGGGUUUUGUGUGAUAUAUAGCUUGCAUUGACCCAUAUUAUAAACAAGCAACUAUGAAAAC
This is a messenger RNA of Mollisia scopiformis, 1932 nucleotides long. RefSeq lists its product as uncharacterized. Lineage: Eukaryota; Fungi; Ascomycota; Leotiomycetes; Helotiales; Mollisiaceae. The record is from RefSeq and is a predicted model, not a curated record. Gene Ontology annotation, molecular function: N-acetyltransferase activity. The coding region runs from base 37 to 1644 and encodes 535 amino acids. The transcript is spliced from 2 exons.